Messenger RNA from Lathyrus oleraceus (garden pea), 2418 nucleotides. Its product is annotated as putative receptor protein kinase ZmPK1. Bases 1 to 2418 code for a protein of 805 amino acids. The record is from RefSeq and is a predicted model, not a curated record. Gene Ontology annotation, molecular function: protein serine/threonine kinase activity; ATP binding. The transcript has a single exon. Gene Ontology annotation, biological process: recognition of pollen; protein phosphorylation. Lineage: Eukaryota; Viridiplantae; Streptophyta; Magnoliopsida; Fabales; Fabaceae.
AUGCACUACUUGAUCUUUCUCCCUUUGCUUUUGUUUCUAAAACUUCCAUCAUCUUCAGCAUUUGAUACUUUGAAUCAAGGUUCAUCCCUCUCAGUGGAAGAACCAAAAGAUAUCAUAGUAUCACAAAAUGGCAUGUUCUGUGCUGGUUUCUAUGCUGUUGGUGAAAAUGGAUAUUCCUUUGCCAUUUGGUUUUCCGAACCAAAUCAUCAAACAGAAAACCUUACCGUAGUAUGGAUUGCAAACCGUAACCAACCAGUCAACGGAAAAGGCUCCAAACUUCACCUUCUCGACAGUGGUAACCUUGUCUUAAGGGACACCGAUGCCUCUCUUGUUUGGUCCACAAACACUGUCUCACUCUCUUCUAUUGAUCUCGUUCUUUUAAACACCGGUAACCUUGUUUUACGCGAUGUAGACGGUGUUACUUUAUGGCAAAGCUUUGACUCUCCUACUGAUACGCUUUUGCCACGACAAGUUUUCAACAGACAUUCAAGAAUAGUUUGUUCAAGAAGUGAAACAAAUAAGUCAGCUGGUUUUUAUACGUUGUAUUUCGACUUCGACAACAUUCUUCGUCUUCUUUACGACGGUCCUGAAGUAUCGAGCAUUUAUUGGCCGGAUCCUUGGCUUACUGAUUGGGCUGCUAAAAGGGCGGGUUACAAUGACAGUAAAGUUGCGGUUUUGAACACUCUUGGAAACUUUAGUUCAUCAGAUGAUUUCUAUUUCACGACAUCUGAUUAUGGAGAUGAACUGAUGCAGAGAAGACUAAGACUUGAUCAUGACGGAAACCUUCGCGCUUAUAGUCGAAAACAAAGUGGAGAAAAGUGGUAUGUUUCAUGGCAAGCCAAAUUAAGACCUUGUAAAAUUCAUGGUGUUUGUGGUGUAAAUAGUUUGUGCUCUUAUUAUAGUGACAGUGUGAAAUGUUCUUGUCUUCCGGGAUAUAAAAUGAAGAAUCCUCAAGAUUGGGCCUAUGGAUGUGAACCAGAAUUCUCUCUGUCAUGCAACAAAACUCAAUCUGAGUUUCUUGUGGUAUCCAAUGUGGAGUUAUAUGGCUAUGAUUAUGGAUUCGCGGUAAAUUACACACUUGCUCAGUGCCAAGACUUUUGUUUGCAAUUCUGCAAUUGCAAAGGCAUUCAAUAUACCUAUGUCAUAUCCGGGAAUGGUAAACCUGAUACUCAUUCAUGUUACCCGAAGUUGCAGCUGCGAAAUGCAUAUCGAAUACCGUAUUUCAAGGCUGAUUUGUACUUGAAACUUCCGGCCAACAGUUCAUACACUUACAAGGAAACAAUGGAUGAUAAGAACAAACUGGCUUGUCCUGCGAAUCCGAAAACAACAGUUCUUGAAAGAUCAUUCAACGAAGUUCGCGAAGGAAGGUAUAUUAAGUUUUUGCUUUGGUUUGUAGGGGGAAUGGGAGGAAUAGAAACCUUGUGCAUACUUUUCAUGUGGUUUUUCUUUGUAAGAUCAAAAAAUAAUUCAGACACAAGAGUGUAUAACAAUAUGUCCAUAAUUGGUUUUAGAAAAUUCAGUUAUUCUGAAUUGAAAAAAGCAACAAAAAAUUUUAGUCAAGAGAUUGGAAAAGGUGCAGGAGGGGUUGUAUACAAAGGUGUACUGUUAGAUGAACGAGUUAUAGCGGUGAAGAGACUCGCGGAAGCUAAUCAAGGCGAAGAACAGUUUCUCGCAGAAGUAAGCAGCAUUGGAAGACUUAACCAUAUGAAUUUGAUUGAAUUGUGGGGUUAUUGUGCAGAAGGAAAAAACAGAAUUCUUGUGUAUGAGUUCAUGGAAAAUGGUUCUUUAGCAGAACAUUUAAGGUCUAGUGAAUUGGAUUGGACAAAAAGAUUUGACAUAGCUUUAGGUACUGCAAGAGGUUUGGCUUAUAUUCAUGAAGAGUGUUUGGAGUGGAUUUUGCAUUGUGAUGUGAAGCCACAGAACAUACUUUUGGAUUCUGAUUAUCAACCAAAGGUGGCAGAUUUUGGAUUGUCAAAGCUAAGAGACAGAAGUGAUGCUAAAUUCUCUAGUUUUUCGAAAAUACGAGGAACAAGAGGUUAUAUGGCUCCUGAGUGGAUAUUGAAUCAUUCAAUAACAUCUAAAAUAGAUGUUUAUAGCUAUGGAAUGGUUGUGUUGGAAAUAAUAACAGGAAAGAGUGCAACAAAGGAUGUUGAUAUGGGAGAUGGAGAAGAGAAACAAGGUUUGGUUGCAUGGUUGAGAGAGAAAAGAUAUACAAGAAGUGCAUGGGUUAAUGAAAUUAUAGACCCUACCAUUGAAGGAGGUUAUGAUGAAAGGGAAGUUGAAGCUUUGGCUGAAGUGGCUUUGCAAUGUGUAGAAGAAGAUAAGGACAAAAGACCUACCAUGAGUCAUGUGGUAGAAGUGCUUCUGAAAAUAAGCCAUGAAGCUGAAAAUGAUAAUCAAGAAUCAGCAACUAGCUAG